Messenger RNA from Drosophila rhopaloa, 1974 nucleotides. It is a transcript of the gene Adgf-A2, whose product is annotated as adenosine deaminase 2. NCBI's taxonomy places the organism in Eukaryota, Metazoa, Arthropoda, Insecta, Diptera, Drosophilidae. The coding region runs from base 123 to 1823 and encodes 566 amino acids. Gene Ontology annotation, biological process: adenosine catabolic process; inosine biosynthetic process. The transcript is spliced from 3 exons. Gene Ontology annotation, molecular function: adenosine deaminase activity. The record is from RefSeq and is a predicted model, not a curated record.
UUAAGAAAUAGCCCUGACAAUUGGAUUUGGGAUUCAAACAGAAUGUUGGGCAAUUUGGAACACUAAAUCAAAAAAAUCUAUGUUUGGUUUCGAAAAUUAUUGGGUAAUGUUAAACACGAAACAUGGAGAAUGUGCGGUCGCAGGAUGUGCAAACGACGACGACCUCUCCUCCAGCUGCGAUGAGGGUCAUCCACCUGGACCUCAACGAGGAGGAGAGUCGCCGGCAAAUGGCGGCCAGUAAAUAUGGUGGCAUCUGCUUCCACGUGGGCAUAGCGGCCAUGCUCUGUUUGAUGUUGAUAGUGCUGAUUUGUUCGGCGCCCAUUGGAUCAAAAGUGUCCAAACUUUCGGCCGAGGAGCGGUACGCCCGACAACGACAGAUGUAUGUGGACAAGGAGCGUCGCCUGCGGAUGGGCGGCCAAAUGGGAUUGAGUCCGCUGGAGGAGGAGGCCAAUAGUCGGCUAAUGGCCGUCAAACAGGUGGACGAAGAAGUGCAUCAUCUGUGGCAGAACUAUCACUCGCAACCGCCGCCGUUUCUCAGCCACCUCAACAUCAGCGAUACGAAUCUCUAUGCGGCGCUAAAGAGCAUGCCCAAGGGUGGGCUCCUUCAUGUCCACGAUUCGGGAAUGCUGCGAACGGACAUCCUGAUCGAUCUGACCCACCGCGACAAUCUGUGGGUCUGUGUGAACUUGGAUCAGGGCUUCGAGGACUUUCGCUUCUCCAGAUAUUUUCCGCACAUUCCACCAGCGGGGGAUUACCAAUGCAACUGGAUGCUGAUGAGAAACUUCAUCGAGUUCGAGCCUCAUACCGAAUUCGUGGACAGACUGCGGGAAAGUCUCAUUGUCCGGCCGGAGGGCUACGAAAGCUCCGUCGAGCUGGCACGGCAUUUGAGACGCCAUCAGCGUCUCAUCCACGGAUUGAUCACAUUUCGGCCAAUCUGGAGGGACUUCAUAUUCACCAUGCUGCACGAUUUUUACUCCGAUGGGGUUCAGUAUGUGGAGCUGCGAUCCUCGUUGCCAAUCAUGUACGAUCUGGAUGGCAAAAACUCCACUAUUUUGGAAACGGCAGAGGCCAUAGUUUCGGUGUCAAAUAAUUUUAAGGACACCUACAAAGAUUUCUACGGAGUCAAGCUGAUCUAUGCUCCUUCCAGGGACUUUAAUGACAGUCGCAUGGACGAAUAUUUAGCAAAUGCACGCCUUCUAAAGUUUCAUUAUCCAAAUUUCUUUGCUGGUUUUGAUCUGAACACCUUUGGGGACGAGUGCAAUUUACCGCUUUUGGGCAAGGUCACUCAACUUCUAAGGAUCAACAAGGACAUUGACUUCUAUUUCCAUGCGGGAGAAUCGAAAUGUCCGGACAGUUCACGUCCGGAUGCGAAUCUCUUAGAUGCCCUUUUGCUGGGCAGCAAACGGAUCGGGAAUUCAGUGAAUCUGCCCUUCCAUCCGGAGAUUAUGAAGGCAUUGCAAGUCCUCAAAGUGGCUGUGGAGAUCUGCCCGCUGUCCAAUCAUUAUCUGCAGUACUUCAACGAUUUCCGGCAACAUCCGGCGGCGUAUUUGAUUGCCGCCGGCUUUCCCAUUGUGAUUGGCUCGGAUUAUCCGUAUUUCUGGAACUCCGCCCCUCUGACCGACGACUUCUAUGUGGCCUUUGUGGGCGUGGUCAGUGGGUGGGGCAAUCUGCGCCUGCUCAAGCAGUUCGCCCUGAACUCGUUUCUCUACAGUUCCCUCAACGAAACGGAGCGGAAUGUGGCCGUAACCAAGUGGCGAUGCAACUGGAACCGAUGGGUCAGCAACUUUGUGAACAAUAGUGGGGUUACGGAUACCAACAAGUAAAUGAUUGUCUACAGGAGAUUAAAAAUUGGUAGUUUUUUUGGGCAAACAAAAACGUAAUAUAAGAUAAAUAAAGACUUGCAUGUUCAAUCAAUGUUGGUUCCAAAUCUUGUUUCCCAAUAAACACUGAUUACACUAAUUAUUGUAUAAUGGA